Candidozyma auris is the source of this 1017-nucleotide messenger RNA. It is a transcript of the gene ARG3, whose product is annotated as ornithine carbamoyltransferase. The transcript has a single exon. Gene Ontology annotation, molecular function: ornithine carbamoyltransferase activity; amino acid binding. The coding region runs from base 1 to 1017 and encodes 338 amino acids. Gene Ontology annotation, biological process: L-citrulline biosynthetic process. Lineage: Eukaryota; Fungi; Ascomycota; Pichiomycetes; Serinales; Metschnikowiaceae. The record is from RefSeq and is a predicted model, not a curated record. Gene Ontology annotation, cellular component: mitochondrion.
AUGUUCAAAAGAUUCUUCAGUUCUUCCGUAUCCAAAUCCCACAUGAGCUCCCCACGCCAUCUUGUCAACAUUCUGCUGCUCACCAACGAAGAGUUCAAAGCCUUAGUGACGAAAGCUGAGGCACUCAAAAAGGUGGUGAAAACAGGCAAUGUCGCCCUGAUAAAGGAGAAUCACGAUAAGCUUUUGGGCAAAGUGGUUGCCCUCUUGUUUUCAAAGAGGUCCACUCGUACCAGAAUCUCCACUGAAGGUGCUGCUGCUCAUUUCGGUGCCCAACCCAUGUUCUUGGGCAAAGACGAUAUCCAAUUGGGCGUGAACGAGUCGAUGUACGAUACAACCAAGGUGAUUUCGUCAAUGACAUCGUGUAUUUUUGCUCGUGUCAACAAGCACCAGGAUAUCGUGGACUUGUGCAAGGAUUCGUCGGUUCCCAUCAUCAACUCUCUUUGCGACAUGUACCAUCCACUUCAGGCAAUCGCCGAUCUUUUGAGUAUCAAGGAGACGUUCGGCAAAACUGAGGGGCUCAAGUUGGCGUGGAUUGGCGACGCCAACAACGUGAUCAACGAUCUUGCAAUUGCUGCGUUGAAGAUGGGGAUUUCUGUGUCUGUAUCGAUUCCACCUUCGGUGCUGUUUGAGAAAGUGAUUGUAGACGACGCAGAGAAAUUGGUUCAGGAAAGCAAUGGCAAAGUGUCAUUUGAGGUGGUCAACAGUCCAGCUGCAGCACUUAAAGAUGCCAAUGUCGUUGUUACAGAUACGUGGAUUUCGAUGGGCGAAGAGCUGCAAAAGGAAGCCAAACUCAAGCAGUUCGAAGGGUACCAAAUCACCCAGAAAAUGGUGAAGAACGCUGGCGUUGCCAGCAACUGGAAAUUUAUGCAUUGCUUGCCCAGACACCCUGAGGAAGUCGCCGACGAUGUAUUCUACAGUGACAACUCCAUAGUGUUUGAAGAAGCGGAAAACAGACUAUAUGCUGCGAUGGCCGUGAUCGAAGCCUUUGUGGUGAACAAGGGAGACCUUCUCAAGUGA